Mollisia scopiformis is the source of this 2588-nucleotide messenger RNA. RefSeq lists its product as uncharacterized. The transcript has 3 exons. Gene Ontology annotation, biological process: DNA-templated transcription. The coding region runs from base 45 to 2090 and encodes 681 amino acids. The record is from RefSeq and is a predicted model, not a curated record. Gene Ontology annotation, molecular function: zinc ion binding; DNA binding. NCBI's taxonomy places the organism in Eukaryota, Fungi, Ascomycota, Leotiomycetes, Helotiales, Mollisiaceae.
UCAAACGCUAUCCAAAAACCAAGUUCUCAGCACAUCACCAUGCGAUGGAUCCAGACUAUCCAACUGCGGGGGCGCCAAGUCGUAAACGUCGGCGACAAUCAAGCGUCUCGGCACUGCGACCGAAUGACACUGCAAGUCCACACACGGAGCUAGGUCACAUGAGAUCAGACGAAAAGACAGGCUCUACAAGCUUCGUGGGCAGUGGAAGUGGUAUAGCAUUUGUCCAUACAGUACGCUCAGCUCUUGCCAAGAAUAUGAGCAAGGAUAGCAGUCUGUUUGACAGCGAAAUUGUCCCAGGCGAGGAUGACCACGUCUCUCGAAACUCGCCAGAAUCUCUUUGGCAUCCAAAUGAGAUCUUGCACAGUUCUUCCGAGCAAGGAGCAAACUCAGACUCCACUACCUUCGAAGACCUCGUGUACUGGAGUCAACCAUACUUCAAUAUUUGGCAUGCACCUUUUCCUUUUCUUCACGCACCCAGCAUUCUUGGCCUUUUCGAGACCAUUUCAUCUGAUGGGCUUUUGUCACUAAGUGAUAAUGAGACAACGAUAGUUCAGUCUGUCUUGUCAAUAUCGCUUGCGGACAGAAGGCAAAUGCCAAAAGGAGAUCGAAGCAGUAUCCAGCUUAUGCCAGCGAGUCUGGUUUUCAACACUGUCGAGGAUGCGAUUGCAAAUAUAUCCACUCUUCUAGUCCACUCAUCAACAGUCUUCGGCCUCCAAGCAGCUGUGAGUAUUCAAAUCUUUCUGAUUUCAAUCCUUCGUCUCAACACGGCUUCAAGAUUUGGAGGCCUCAUUGUACGAAUCGCUUUCCAUCUGGGACUUCAUCGAUGUCCUUCUCGCUACAAGCAAUUUUCCGCUGCUGAGGCUGGUAUGCGACGAAGACUGUUUUGGACAAUCUAUUCCCUUGAAAUGUUUCUCGCUCAGUCUUUGGGCCUACCCGUCACUCUGAAAGACGAAGACAUUGACGUUUGUCUUCAUGAUAAUGAAGAUCACACUACCAAUCACAGAGACGGAUUGAACAACAAUGAUUCGCGUCGCUUCCUACUUCCUACGUUUCUCGCUCGUAGUAGUCAGAUUAAAGGUUUGAUCCUCGAGCUUAGACACAAGUCGAUUAAUCAUAGGGUGACUGAUCCUAAUGAAGUCGCCCACAUAGAUACUGAGAUAUCGAGAUACUGGAACGAGGUGCAAGAUUUCAUCGACCCCUCAUCUUUGGAAGAUGAUGGCACCAAUUCUCCAGUGGGACAAGCGCCCUCUGAAAUGAUAAGAUCGUGCCAUAAACUUCUGCUCAUUGUACAGAAACAUGAAUCAGUCAUCCUGUUGAAUCGGCCAGUCAUGACUUCGGGGCAUAAUACUUUCGCAGUCAGCGCAGCGAUCCAGAAGUCUAUUGGAGCAUCAAAAGCUAUCAUCUCGAGAAUAUAUCAACACUUACAAGAUUGCAAGAGGGAGGAACAGUCAACAGACGGUCGGACCACUAGUCCUUUGUUCUGGCCAGGGUUCACGUGGUGCGUCUGGAUGAGUGGUUUAAUAUUGCUUUAUGCUGCAUCUAAUGGAUUCUAUGCUGUGGAGACUGCUCAAAGAGAAGCUACUCGUUGUGUCAAGAUUCUUGAAAAUCUUUCAUUGCGAGGGGUGUUCUGGCCUGGAGCAUGUGCAGCGGCUAUCAAAGACCUGCAAGAGGCUUUGAGGCAGAAAGUUGGGAAUGAACUUCUAGGAUCGGAGACAGAACCUGCUACGAGCAGACAACAGGACAUACAUACACUCAGAUCAAGCACAAACGGCCUCGAGAAUCGUCUUGAUGUAGACCGUGAGAACGCUUCCUCAUUAACCUCUUUACAACAUCUUAACUCUCGUCACGGAAAUUCUGGAGCGCAUCAUGAUAUGUUGAAAGCUGCAGCAGAAGACACCUCACCUUUAGGCACAGUCGCUCCCAAUAAUCCGAGCCGAUCUCCAAUUCCAGUCUUCCAGGGAGACCCAACGCCGCUUCAGAAUUGGCCAGCUAUGAAUGGACAAUUUUUUCCUAUGGAAAGUUCAUUCGAUGAUUUCGAUGAUAUAUUUCAACUCAUGGACGUACCUUAUCAUCUCAGCGAACUUUCUUGAACGGUUUCACUUGAGCGAACACCAAUACUGGUAUGUCCCAAUAACAUGGCUAACUCGAUAUCUGCGGCGAGGUGAAGGCGAUUAGAGUUCGAUUGUUUUCUGAUUGAAAACUACUUAUUUUCGUUUCAGUCUUUCUUUCGAGUUCAAGGGGUUUUGUUUUGAGGUGGUAUCAGAGCUUUUUGCGCAUUCUGCGGGUUCUGCGGUAUUCGCGCAAUUGGGCCAGUCGGCAAUCUUCCGCAGACUGACUUCACCUGUUUUCCUACUGACUAUACUACGAAUCAGAGCUACUACUGUCUCUAAGGUUAAGUUAUGAGGGCCUGUGGCUGGAAGGGCUUCCUCUAUUUUUGACCGUUGAAGAUCACGUGCUACCGCCGCUUUCUUCAAAUGGGAAGGAGGCGAUGAAACGAGAAGGCAGUCGAUAGAAGGGCAAUAGGUGCAACUUCACACCCUGCUUGCGAGGUGGGUGUAAGUAAACUUGUAGAUAAGAAUGAUAUCCCG